AUGCAUUCCGCUGACAGGCGCUCUGCGCAUGCUGCUGCCGCUGCCGCUGUGCAGGGCGAGCCCCUAAUCGUGCAGGUUGGCUGGGCCGCCACCGCGGUUAUGUUCUCCUUCUCGCUGUCCCUUGUGGUGUGGGGCCGCUCCGGCCUCUGA
Messenger RNA from Chlorella variabilis, 150 nucleotides. RefSeq lists its product as hypothetical. Gene Ontology annotation, cellular component: cytochrome b6f complex. The record is from RefSeq and is a predicted model, not a curated record. Gene Ontology annotation, biological process: cytochrome complex assembly. The coding region runs from base 1 to 150 and encodes 49 amino acids. The transcript has a single exon. Lineage: Eukaryota; Viridiplantae; Chlorophyta; Trebouxiophyceae; Chlorellales; Chlorellaceae.